Molecule: messenger RNA, 2222 nt
Organism: Carassius auratus (goldfish)
Lineage: Eukaryota; Metazoa; Chordata; Actinopteri; Cypriniformes; Cyprinidae
Gene: rab14l
Product: RAB14, member RAS oncogene family, like
Exons: 8
Coding region: 133-780 (215 amino acids)
Biological process (GO): phagosome maturation; Golgi to endosome transport; defense response to bacterium
Cellular component (GO): trans-Golgi network; phagocytic vesicle; recycling endosome
Molecular function (GO): GTP binding; GTPase activity
Source: RefSeq, a predicted model, not a curated record
ACUCUGGCGCCGCCCGCAGGUGAGCCGGGGAACUGCGUCAGUCUUUGUGCCGCCGCCAUCUUGACCAGCAUCCGGAUAAUCACCACCUGAACACACUGAUUUACAGCAAACACACACGACUACAGAGCGGCAAUGGCCACUGCACCCUACAACUACUCCUACAUCUUCAAGUACAUCAUCAUCGGAGACAUGGGCGUAGGGAAGUCCUGCUUACUGCACCAGUUCACAGAGAAGAAAUUCAUGGCCGACUGCCCGCACACCAUCGGCGUGGAGUUCGGCACCAGGAUCAUCGAGGUGAGCGGUCAGAAGAUCAAGCUGCAGAUCUGGGACACGGCAGGUCAGGAGCGCUUCAGGGCCGUGACGCGCAGCUACUACAGAGGAGCGGCGGGAGCGCUGAUGGUCUACGACAUCACCAGGAGAAGCACAUACAACCACCUCAGCAGCUGGCUGACCGACGCCAGGAACCUUACCAACCCCAAUACUGUGAUCAUACUCAUAGGAAACAAAGCGGAUCUGGAAGCGCAGCGGGACGUGACGUAUGAAGAAGCUAAACAGUUCGCUGAAGAGAAUGGUCUGCUGUUCCUGGAGGCCAGCGCUAAAACAGGUGAGAAUGUGGAGGAUGCGUUUCUGGAAGCCGCCAAGAAGAUCUACCAGAACAUUCAGGACGGCAGUCUGGAUCUGAACGCGGCCGAGUCUGGCGUGCAGCACAAACCGUCAGCGCCGCAGGGCGGCCGGCUCACCAGUGAACCACAGCCGCAGAGGGAAGGGUGUGGCUGUUAAUGACCUUCAUCCUCCACAACCAUCCUCCUCUUCCUCCAUCACACACACGCUCGCGUUGCAAGGCAACCGCAGAGAGGAUCAUGUGCUCAUUUCCUCCUGUUUCUCUCUUCAUCUGUCCAUCCUCUCUCUCUGGUCAGUGUGUUCUUCAGUUCCCAUCUUCACCUUCCUCUGACUGCACCGCUGCUCAUCACAUCACACGCAUCAGUUCAGCUUCUUUUUAUUGAUUGAUUUUAUAGCCCAACAAUGUGACAUCACAGAAAUAAGACCCAUACUGAAGGAAGUGGCCAAACGUGACAUCGAUUCAUAAUAAUGCUGCUGCUGCAUGGGUUGUGUUAGGAUCGUUUUAAGAACAUCAAAUACAUAUCUGCUGCCAUUUUUCCAAACGUAUGAGUGUCAGUGUGGUUGUGACGCAUUCAGAGCAGUGAAAUCGUGCAGGAGAAUCAAUCUGUUUGUGUUAGUCACCUAUAGGACACCCGUCUGAUGUGCAUUCAGAUAAAAAGCACCUGGGUUGAGGGUGCAAAAUAAUGCAUCAGUUUUUUAUGCACCUGCGGCCAGAAUCAUGCAUUGCAUUUUUUCUUAAUCUCUAAAUGUGCAGUGGUCUCAUUGAUUUCACUGAUCCCAGAUUUAUAACCUAAUGAAACGUCUCCUUUUGCAAACUCGCAAUCACGUGCAUGUCACAUGUGAGCGCAUGUGUGAGUGUAGAGUCAGUUUGGGUCAGACAGCUUUAUGAAUCAAAGGCAAUUUACGGAAAGAUUAAUUAUUUAAUCGCUCCCAUCUCCUUUUCUGCUCCUUCAUUCUAUCAACAUUCAUUCCUCUGUCCUCACCACCAUUAUUUCAUGUUGCCUUAUUAUUUUUCACGUUAAUAUUAUCACCGUUUAUUCUCAGCUAGCUCAACAUGCAGUUCAGUCUUGAGUUAAACAAACGGUUUUACAACAGUGCUACUGUUUUUGUAUAGAUCUAUGAAAUGUGAUGGAACUGUCUCCAGUCACUGCAUUGGCUUGUAUAUUAACAGCACCACCGCAAAUUCCUCUGAAGCAGCAUCUGUGUCUUAAUUCAGUGUAUGUACCAUAUGAAAUCAAAUCUGAUUCAGCUGCUGUAAAUAAGGCUGUAUCUGUUGGUGAUGUAACAGAGCACUGACUCCUCACUUGGCGUAUACAUCACAAACUCUCACACAUCCAGCUGAAGAGACAGAAGGCAAAUUCUCCUUCAGAAAGUCUUAAAAAUGGAGCUCAGAUCUUGACUGAUCUAAGGCAGGCACUAGUCCUUUUGAACUGUCUGAAUCUGCGAUUUGAAAGACCUUGCUGUUGACAUGAACAAAAACAGUACAUAUGUAUAAACUUUGAAGGAGCUGUGCUAACGUUUGAAAAUCUGUUCUUGUGUGUAUAUGAUUUUAAAAUGUUGACAUUUUGAUUUUAAUGACGAUAAUAAAAAUGUAGACAAAG